UUUGCGCGGAUAAACAGCAGCUGUGCGCCGCGGAGCAAACCAAGGGCGAACACAUUACCAGCGAACCAAUUUCACAGGAAAUGAUCUUCCGUCCGUGCACUUCAUCGAAACUACAAUAACGAGCUUAACCCCGUCGACCGGACCACCGCCGCCUCCGCCGUACCCGCGUGAACACCCAGAGUGUUUUUUUGUGCGUGUUGUGUUGUGUUUUCCGCACAGACGACCGCCUCCCCGCUCAGCAGCGGCCUCCAUUUUAGCUCCUCGCCCGGCCGGCUGCCUCACGUGUCCUGGACUGUCUUCCUCACAUGACCCGUGUGUUUGUCCCCGUGAUCAGCGCUUCCAUCUCCGUAAAUCAGUGUCGUUGAAUAUCAGCGUUUUUUUUUUUUACACCCACAAAAGCCUUGAUGGAUAUGCUGGAGCAGAGUCUGGACAGCUCGGCGAGUCAGGAAAAACAGGAAACAGAAGAGGUGGAGUCACAGGAAGGAGAGACGGUGGGGACGGAGGAGCAGACUGCAGUGACCAUCACUGGUGUCCCGCAGGCUGCGUUCACUGACCACAAUGUGCAGUACCAGUUCCGCACAGAGAACAGUGGAGGACAGGUGACGUACCGCGUGGUUCAGGUGACCGACGAGCAGUUAGAAGCAGCAGCAGCAGCUGAUGGGACCGGAGCUGUCAGUGUCGUCUCCACCGCGGCGUUUGCCGGAGCCCCUCAGGCUGUGGCUCAGGCUGUCAUCCAGAACCCUUUCAGUAACGGGGGCAGUCCCAGCGGCGAGACCGUGGGAGGCGAGACGCGCUUCGCUUAUUUCCCCGCCGCCACCGUCAGCGAUGGCACAGCCGUGUCCGUGCAGGCCACCUCCGACCCAACGAUAGCACAGGCGGGAGGCCAGUUCUACGUGAUGAUGAGCCCCCCCGAGGUGCUGCAGACGACAGCCCCUCGCACCAUCGCGCCACGCACACACACCUACACUGCAGACCUUGAUGAAAGCGAGAUGUUGCAGCAUGGCAGUUCAAACUGGAAGGUGGAGGGUCCACGGGCGCCCAGAGACGAGAGGCGAAGAGCACAGCACAAUGAAGUGGAGAGACGAAGAAGAGACAAGAUCAACAACUGGAUUGUCACACUUUCAAAAAUCAUCCCCGACUGCAGCAUAGACAGCCGAACUGGAGCGAGUAAAGGAGGCAUCCUGUCCAAAGCGUGCGACUACAUCCGAGAGCUGCGCCAGAGCAACCAGCGACUGCAGGAUAGUUACAAAGAGGUGGAGCGGGUCGAGAUGGACAAUGAGCUGCUGAGACAACAGAUUGAGGAACUGAAGAACGACAACGCACUGCUCCGAGCGCAGCUACAGCAGCACGGCGUAGAAGUCAACGGAGAUGCGACGCCACAGUGACCGUGGACUGGACAAACGUCACGAGCACAGCGUCGCAUCGUCCCGCCCACCUGAACAAUGCCAGGAAAGGAAGAACGAGAGACAAUUUCCAGCUGAAAUUGGACCACACACACAAAAACACGCGAGCAGGGCUUCGAGAAGACCGCUGAAGAACUCGAGGCCGCCGCCGCCGCCGCCUCCUCCAGCUGUUUGAGGCCUGAACGCUCUGAAAUCCGUUUACUGUGUAGCUACAUGAACCUCUCGCCUCUGCUUGAAAGGACCUCCGCGCAGCACCACCACCACGCUUGCACCAAACUUUCUUUUUACUUUUAAAUUAUUAACCCGCCACAGAAAAAUUUCCUUUUAAAGAUUUCACCUUUUUAUCGUACGGCAAACUCCUACUUUUUUUUUUUUGCUGUGUUUGAAACUACUAAAUGACUCGAAUGAUAGCUCUUCUUUGCUUUUUAAUUUAUUAGUGUUUAAAGAAUGUGUGCACAGAAAGAAAAGCUGAUUCUACUAUUUACUUCCCCCCCCAACGCAUAAUGGGCAAAUCAUAUAUUUUGAUCACUGUUACCAAGGACGAUUCAAAUGACCGUCAGUGGAUCGCGUGUGUGUGUGUGUGUGUGUGUGUAUAUAUCUUUGAUCUGUGUGCAAUUUGAGGUAACUUUACCCUGACACUCCAAGCACCAGGCAGUGCUCCCAAACUCUAUAAACAUAAUCAAAGGUCGGUAAACAAAACAAAAAAAUGUCUGACAGUCAAAGCAGAUUUCAAGGCACAGGCGUGCAGCUUAUAUGUUUAGUGCGAGGCCUUAAUAGAAGCCAGUGUGAGAAUCUAGGCGUUCACAUAGCUCAGGUAAUCGGCAUAGUGCUCUGGCAAAGUGGUUCAGACUCAAUGAAGUCUUGACACAGUCUCCAUCUCUCUGGUGUCCACAUUGGGUGCACUGUAAAGAUAAAUGAUGAUUUUCAAGUUGGGGAUCAUUUUUUUUUUAACGGGCAUUAAAAUACAGUUUGUUUGUAUAUCUGCUUAAUAGAUCACUGGUGUAAAUGCACUGAAAGAGGUUCAGUCGUAACAGGUUUUGUUUUGAGACCAGCCUCUAAUUGGCUCACUAGUAUUGCUGCAUUGUAGUGGAUACCUGAGGUGGUGUUUUUUCUUUUCACAAUCUUCCCUAAUCUCUGAACUUUUGGGAACCGUUGCUGCUGACAGAAGACCAUAAAACAACCACGGUCAGGAAUGUGCUGAGGGUAGUUGGGAUGCGAGUGAUGGUAGUUAUAACUAACCAGCUUUUGUAUACACUGAAAGUCACCACAGCAUGGAGAAAAAUAUAACCACUGGCAUGACUAAAUCUGAUACUACAAUAAAACAGUGUUUAUACCCGA
This is a messenger RNA of Anarrhichthys ocellatus (wolf-eel), 2741 nucleotides long. RefSeq names its product upstream transcription factor 2, c-fos interacting (gene usf2). The coding region runs from base 405 to 1385 and encodes 326 amino acids. The transcript has 11 exons. Gene Ontology annotation, biological process: regulation of transcription by RNA polymerase II. Lineage: Eukaryota; Metazoa; Chordata; Actinopteri; Perciformes; Anarhichadidae. Gene Ontology annotation, molecular function: RNA polymerase II cis-regulatory region sequence-specific DNA binding; protein dimerization activity; DNA-binding transcription factor activity, RNA polymerase II-specific. The record is from RefSeq and is a predicted model, not a curated record.